AUGGAGAAGAUCAUCUUCUACGAGGACAGAAACUUCCAGGGUCGAUUCCAUGAGUGCGACAGUGACUCCAGCGACCUGCACACGUACCUCAGCCGCUGCAACUCCAUCCGGGUGGAGGGAGGAUUCUGGGUAAUCUACGAGAGACCAAACUACAUGGGCUACCAGUAUGUGCUGAACCCAGGAGAGUACCCAGACUACCAGCGCUGGCUGGGCAUCAACGACACCAUCAGAUCCUGUCGCAUUAUUCGGAACGUGGGGAAUGUGUGGAGGAUGAAGGUUUGGGAGAGGCCAAACUUCGAGGGCCAGUCGAUGGAGGUGGCGGACAACAUGCCCGCCUUCCACGAGCGCUGGCACAGCCGCGAAGUCCACUCCUGCAAGGUUUUCGACGGUGCCUGGGUCUUCUACGAGCAACCCAAUUACAGGGGGCGCCAGUACCUGCUGGAGAGGGGCAUGUACAGACGGUCCACGGAGUGGGGGGGCAUGCAGCCAACUGUUGGAUCCAUCCGCCGGGUUAAGGAACACUAG
This is a messenger RNA of Chelmon rostratus (copperband butterflyfish), 525 nucleotides long. Its product is annotated as gamma-crystallin S-1-like. Gene Ontology annotation, molecular function: structural constituent of eye lens. The transcript is spliced from 3 exons. NCBI's taxonomy places the organism in Eukaryota, Metazoa, Chordata, Actinopteri, Chaetodontiformes, Chaetodontidae. The record is from RefSeq and is a predicted model, not a curated record. The coding region runs from base 1 to 525 and encodes 174 amino acids. Gene Ontology annotation, biological process: lens development in camera-type eye; visual perception.